This is a messenger RNA of Trachemys scripta elegans, 567 nucleotides long. RefSeq names its product transmembrane and immunoglobulin domain containing 2 (gene TMIGD2). NCBI's taxonomy places the organism in Eukaryota, Metazoa, Chordata, Testudines, Emydidae. The transcript is spliced from 3 exons. The record is from RefSeq and is a predicted model, not a curated record. Gene Ontology annotation, biological process: B cell receptor signaling pathway; B cell differentiation. The coding region runs from base 1 to 567 and encodes 188 amino acids. Gene Ontology annotation, cellular component: external side of plasma membrane; B cell receptor complex.
AUGCACUGUCUAGAUCUCAGCCGGAGGGUCAGUCAGAGACUUAGCAACCGGUGCUGGAGGCCCCCAGAGAGCCGGCUGAGCGGAGCCAGCCUCCCCCAAGCUGCAAUGCGGAGGCCAGGGGAGCGUCUCCGCCUGUUGCUCUUAGCAGCCUUUCUUCUUGCCGCCAGCAAGGAAGCAGAGACCCUGCAAGUGAGGCAAGAUCCUGCCCAGAUCCUGGCCCCGCUGGGGGGCUUGGUGGAGCUGUUCUGCCAGAUCGACGCUGCCCAGGGCUGGGAGCGGCUCCGUGUGGAGUGGCAGAGGGACAGCGCCCCGAGGGCUUUCUGCCAGGUCUUGCUGAACAACACCAGCGUCUCCAACUGCUGCAGGAGCAUGGGGGCCUGCGAUGACGCCCGCCUCAGCUUCACCUGGCACCCCCCUAACUUCACCCUGAGGAUUGACAACAUCAGUGAAGAUGAUGUGGGGUGGUACGUGUGCAAAGCCACUGUGGAGAUCCCGGUGUAUCUGGAUGCCACGGGCAAUGGGACGAUGCUGAAUACCUCAGGAGGCCUGGGCGUGGGUCGGGAGUAA